AUGAAUGCGUCAGACGAACAAUUAAAAAAUGACCUUGGGCUAAUCAAACUUGGCGACCGAUUAUCCUUGCGGUCAUUCUGUGAAAAUCAACAUGGAAAGACAGGGGCGUGUUCUAAGGCAGAAAUCGAUUCGAGGAAAAAACGAUUAUUAGAAGAGCUUGCAAAGAAACGCAAUAAAAAGCAACAUACUGCACAGUCAGCCCAAAAGGGAAAAACUGUCGUAACAAAAAGCACACGAAAAGUCGAACUUGCCUGGCUCCAUUGUCCUAAGGGAAGUGAAAGUUUCAAAUUGGUUAAGAUGAAAGAAGGGGGUGGAAUACGUCUUGUAGACAUCCUAAAAUCGGCAAACAAAACCGAAAUCAUCAAAAUUGCUAGGGAACUGUUCUUCUCUGAUGGAAAAUGGUUGUACAUUGACUAUUUUAAGCUGUCAAAGGUGAGGCUGUAUCUGUCAACGAUGAUAAAUGAAGAACACGAUGAUGACAUUGACAGUGACAAUAAUUCUGAAAUUUCUGACAGUGUUCUGGAACAUUCAGUCCUGGAUGACGAACCAGUUCCAGUUGUUUCAGAUGAACAGGAGAAUGCAGCGCCACAUUUGCUUAACACGGAUGACAGUUUGAUUGGUACAUCAAAAGAACGGGAACAACUAAAAAACCUUAUUGAUAAAGCAUAUGAAGAGUCUUUGUUGGCUGAUCAAAACAAAUCACUCCAAACAUUGAGAAAAGGUAUCCCACGCCCAGUUGAUAUUCACCAGACGGACGAUUCUCUGGAUGAAUUAAGAGAGGUCCGAACAGGACGAUUGUCUGAGGAACCAGAUGUUUCUGACCCUCAUUAUAUUGUAUCAGUAAGACAUCUAUCACUUGGAGUAGUAACACGUUUGUUCUCGCUCACAGAUAUGAUGUUUUCUGUAUAUGACUGGAUAGGGUCGUUACAUAAGUCACCAAAGUAUUUUCAGUUAUGUAACUAUUCAGGAGGUUGUUUGUCUCCACAAGAAAGUGUCAAAAUUGCUGACAGAUGUAUGUUAGUGAUGGUCGAGAGUGAGUACCCUGUGCCCUUUUCUCCAGAUGAAGAGUUAAUUCCUAAAGGUUUCGGACCACUCAGCAGCAGUCCCCCUGGUAACGCCAUUGUGAUAGAUCCCAUCCCAGAAAAAUGCCCAACAACCAUAAUGGUGGAUGAUGAAAGUGACAUCGAGGGCCAUUGCGACAACUCAAUGUAA
Molecule: messenger RNA, 1212 nt
Organism: Dendronephthya gigantea
Lineage: Eukaryota; Metazoa; Cnidaria; Anthozoa; Malacalcyonacea; Nephtheidae
Exons: 2
Coding region: 1-1212 (403 amino acids)
Source: RefSeq, a predicted model, not a curated record